AUGGCUCUGUAUAUCUUGCCCCGGGCAACGGCCACUGUUUCCAUCCCAAAUGGAUUGCACAAAUUUGCAAUUGCACAGGUCAUUCUCUUUUCUAUCAUAUACCUGAUCCAGCUCCCCAUGAGGUACAAGCAGGAGUGGAAAUACUGGCACCAUAACAAACGUCAACACCCGAUCCGCUGUGCCCUUUACUCCAGCUGGUCUAUGGUUGGCUUGCUGGCCAUUAUUCGUAUCGUCGGAUCGGCUAUGGUUCUUUCCAACAGUCACCCGGACGAGUCUAUGCUCACAGCGGAGAUAUCCUUGCAAAGUGUGGGCCUUUCGCCUCUCAUGUUCGAAGUCAGUCUAGUUCUCCUACGAUGUGGACAAGCUGAAGAGUUUGGUCCCGGACAAUCGAAAUACCCCAAGCCCUUGCGCUUCGCAUUGCAUGCGUUUCGCUUUCCCGUAUUUGCUGCUAUUGUCCUCGGAGUUGUGGGUAGGAUUAUUGAGAUAAAAUCACUUGGAGAAGCCGGAUCAGUCAUUCUGGUCGUGACUUUUGCGUUCGUGACUGGUCUUGUUACCUGGCUCGCGAUGAAGUCCCACUCAACCCUUCCCGUGGAGGGUCAUCGUGGUGUCCUGUUGGUCUUUCUCGCUCUUCCAUUUUUGUGGGUACGGGUCAUCUAUUUCCUGUUGCAGGAGUAUGGACCCGCGAAUUUCAGUCUUGACUCGGGUGAUGUGGGUGCCUUGGUGGGAAUGGGAUUGGUGAUGGAGAUCAUCAUUGUCUCUUUGCUCCUAACAGCCCGCGCAGUUGUAGAGCCGAUUUGGUCAACUGAUAGCAAGAGGCGCGGGGUAGCCGAGGGCUGUGAACAGGCUUGA
Penicillium longicatenatum is the source of this 849-nucleotide messenger RNA. RefSeq lists its product as uncharacterized. Lineage: Eukaryota; Fungi; Ascomycota; Eurotiomycetes; Eurotiales; Aspergillaceae. The record is from RefSeq and is a predicted model, not a curated record. The transcript has 3 exons. Bases 1 to 849 code for a protein of 282 amino acids.